Marmota flaviventris (yellow-bellied marmot) is the source of this 2887-nucleotide messenger RNA. It is a transcript of the gene Otud1, whose product is annotated as OTU deubiquitinase 1. Gene Ontology annotation, biological process: protein K63-linked deubiquitination. Gene Ontology annotation, molecular function: cysteine-type deubiquitinase activity. NCBI's taxonomy places the organism in Eukaryota, Metazoa, Chordata, Mammalia, Rodentia, Sciuridae. The record is from RefSeq and is a predicted model, not a curated record.
UUGGCCCGGACCCGGUCUCUAUUUGCGGCUCUUGACGCGCGGCGGCCGACAGUCCUUGGGUCAUAUCUAUUCUAGGGGCACUGGGUCAUCGCGCUCAGCCGGCCCCCUCCUCCAGGCCCUGAGGGUGUGUCCCCUGCACCGGGGCUCGCCGCGCCUAUAAGGGGCCGAGCGGCGGGCAGGGACAUGCAGCUCUACAGCAGCGUCUGCACUCACUACCCAGCUGGGGGACCAGGUCCCACGGCCGCAACUCCCGCGCCGCCUGCCGCCGCCGCCCCAUUCAAGGUCUCUCUUCAACCCCCGGGACCUGCCAGCGCCGCGCCAGAGCCCGAGACCGGUGAGUGCCAGCCCGCUGCGGCCGCCGAGCCCCGGGAAGCCGCCGCCGCCCCCACCGCCAAGAUGCCCGCCUUCUCCUCCUGCUUUGAGAUGGUGUCCGGGGCCGCCGCCCCCGCCUCAGCAGCCACCGCCGGCCCGGCGGGCGCGUCCUGCAAGCCGCCGCUACCGCCGCACUACACGUCCACGGCGCAGAUCACCGUGCGGGCCCUGGGCGCCGACAGGCUCCUGCUGCAUGGGCCCGAGCCGGGUUCCGGCGCCGCGGCCAGCGCCAACCCGCGCGGUCGCUGCCUCCUGCUGGCCCAGGCUCCCGGGGCCCCGGUGCCGCCGCGGCGGGGCUCCUCGGCCUGGCUCCUGGAGGAGCUGCUGAGGCCCGACUGUCCCGAGCCCGCGGGGCUGGACGCAGCCCGGGAGGGACCCGAUAGAAACUUCCGACUGAGCGAGCACCGCCAGGCCCUGGCCGCAGCCAAGCACCGAGGCUCUGCGCCGCCCCCGGGGAGCCCGGAGCCCAGCCCCAGCCCGUGGGGUGAGGAACACCGAGCGGAGAGGAUUCCCCGGGGGUGGGAGAGAGGUGGCGACCGCAGCGACUCUCCCGGCGCCGAGACGGCGCGACGGCUGGACCUGGAGACCGAAGCUCCCCCUGCACGGAGCAGCGAGGUGACCCAGAGUAGCGGAGCCGAGACGGUGGUGGUCUCCAGGUCGGAUCCCAGAGAUGAGAAGCUAGCCCUAUACCUGGCCGAGGUGGAGAAGCAGGACAAGUACCUGCGACAGAGGAACAAGUACCGAUUCCAUAUCAUUCCCGACGGGAACUGCCUCUACCGAGCUGUCAGCAAGACCGUGUACGGGGAUCAGAGCCUACACCGGGAGCUGAGGGAGCAGACGGUGCACUACAUUGCCGAUCAUCUCGAGCACUUUAGCCCUCUGAUUGAGGGCGACGUCGGGGAGUUUAUCAUCGCUGCUGCUCAGGAUGGGGCAUGGGCCGGGUACCCCGAAUUGCUGGCUAUGGGGCAGAUGCUAAAUGUGAAUAUACACUUAACUACUGGAGGGAGGUUGGAGAGCCCCACAGUAUCAACCAUGAUUCACUAUUUGGGCCCAGAGGAUUCCCUAAGGCCUAGUAUUUGGCUCAGCUGGCUCAGCAAUGGACACUAUGAUGCAGUUUUUGAUCACUCCUAUCCUAACCCAGAGUAUGACAAUUGGUGCAAACAAACUCAAGUGCAAAGAAAACGCGAUGAAGAACUUGCCAAAUCCAUGGCCAUAUCCCUAUCCAAGAUGUAUAUUGAACAAAAUGCAUGCUCUUGAAAUGUCUGAAAACCUUACACCCUGGGGAAAUUGCGUAUAUAACUUGUGUUUGGAAAAUCACAUGAACUCUAAAUCAGGGUAACAGCACUUUUAAACUUCCUAGUAGAUUUACUGUAGGUGUAAAGCCUUAAUCAUUUUUUGAAUGUUUUCUCAGAGCUGAAGGUUGCUGGGCACCUAAAUGAUUUGUUUCAUGAUAGCUUUGGGUGAUCUGCUAUUUAUAAUUUGCUGUAUAAAGUGAGCACUACUUAAUUUGCAAGUUAAUUUCUCACAGUGUAAAUUUGUUCAUUCCUGGUAGUCUAUUUUCUAUAAAAACGUAUUUUUGCACAACAUUUUUAAAAAUGGUGUUACCUUCAUCUAUGAUGUGUUCCAUUUUGACAGACAGCUUUCAAGCAUAAAUCCAGAGAAAUGCUUUAUAUAAAAUGUAUUACUUUGAAGUGAGUUUGUGAUUUAGUAGUUAUUUUAUGUUGUUGAAAUUUGAAUUUCACAAUUCUUCCAUAAUUAUUUCAAAUUGAUAUUGAUGCAUUCAUGUUACCAGAUGAUUGGCCCAUUCCAUUUUGAUGUAAUAGAUUUUUUUAAUUGUUAUUUUUCUAGAAAUGGUCAGUCUUUAUAAAGAAAAAUGCUUAAGGGAUGGCUGUGGGGAGAUUUUUUUUUUUUUUUUUUUUAACCUUUAAGGGAUAGUACCAGGUCUUACUUGAAUGAAAGUCUGAUAUUUGCUGAUGGCAGAAGGAUGAUUCUGUACUCUUGUUAAUGUUUAGAGUAGAUUGUCUGGUGCUCUCCAUUGUUUUUAUUUACAUGUGUCAUUUUGUUACAAAAUAAUUUAACAUGGUAUAAAAUUUUGGGACAAGAUAGGCCUCCUGCUUUAUAUACUUUCUUUUAUAUCUACUUGGAUUCAACUAAGAAAAAAAAACUAAUAGCAAAAUGUCUGGACCCAACCUUGGCAGUUAUUUUAUAGCAGGAGAAUACUCUUAAUAUUGUGUUCCUUUUAAGUUCUUCCAAAAGCCUAAGUAGGAUUGCCAUGUAUUAUGUAAAAAUGUCUGCAAACAGAGCUUAUAAGGUUUGCUGGGUCAAACAGUGUUUCCAACCUAAAAUCUAUCUCAUUGCAACUUUAACUACUUUUAGUCAUAUUUAUUAAGUAAUGCAGUUUGUACUUUUUUAUUUUGUAACAUUUUGUGAUUUUUUUGUACAAUUCUGUAUUUGUACAUUAGAGCAAUUCUCAGCUGAUGGAAUGAAUGAAUAAAAUGCACACUUUUACAAUGUC